AUUUUUAAUUUAAUUUCGUGAAUGUGAUAAAAAAAAACGGAUUUACUGCGGAAGACUGGAGAUUUAAAGGUUUUUACGUUAAUCCCCACACUCAGGUUUUAGGGCGGAAACGUAAUUGACUUUCACUUGAUAUAUCAUCAUGCAUUUCUUCUUGGGGGAAUUUCAUCAUACAUCUGUUGCGCAGGGAUUUUUGUUCUUUAAGCGAGGAGCGUUGAUUCUGUUUCUUUGUUCUAUGUAUAUAGAUUAGGGUUUUGGUUGAGCAAUUGAAUCAGUCUUUGUCGAGCUAGGGCUUUUUUGAUUCUAUCUUGGGCUCAUUUUGGAAGGUUUAGCUCAGUUUUUCUAGGAUUUGGUUUUUGAGAUUGAAGUGUUUUGUUGAAUUCUGGGUAUCUGUUUGUUCAUCGAAAAAAUCGAGUCUUAAAUCUCGUUGUGAAAUUGGUGAUCGGGUUUAAUCGGGUGCUGGAAUUGAGGUAUCUUCGAUUUCAAACACUUGACGAAUUCAUAGAAAAAGGGUCCGUCUUUCGACAUUGUUUUAUCUGAUUGAGUGCACGAGAGGACCGAUUCGACUAUGAGUAGGAGAGUGCGAAGGAGGGUUUUAACGAGGGGCAAAGAAAAAUUAGAUUAUUCCGAAAUUGACGAGAGUUUGAGCUUGGAUGACAGAGGGGUUCUUGAUUGGACAAGGUUACCGGACGAUACAGUAAUUCAGCUUUUCUCAUGUCUGAACUAUAGAGACCGAGCUAGCUUAUCUUCCACCUGUCGAACAUGGCGAACUCUCGGCAAAUCUCCAUGCUUGUGGCAAGCUUUAGAUCUCCGGUUCCACAAAUGUGACCCAGCAUCCGCUUCUUCACUCGUCUCUCGAUGCGAAAACCUUCACAAGCUCCGUUUCCGUGGCCCAGAUUCUGUCGAUGCAAUCAUAAAUCUUCAAGCCAAGAACCUACGCGAAAUUAGUGGAGAUUCGUGCAGAAAAAUGACCGACGCUACACUCUCUGUUCUUGCAGCAAGGCACGAAUCGUUAGAGUGCCUUAUGAUUGGUCCAGAUUUCUGCGAAAGAAUAAGCAGCGACGCUCUAAAAGCAGUCGCAAUUUGCUGCCCGAAGCUUCGUAAGCUUCGGCUCUCGGGCAUGCACGAAGUGGACGCAGAUGCUAUCAAUGCUCUGGCGAAGCACUGCCCGAAGUUGACCGAUAUCGGUUUCAUUGACUGUCGAAAGGUGGAUGAGACAGCAUUGGGAAAUGUUGCUUCGGUUCGUUUCCUCUCAGUGGCAGGUACUACGCAUAUGAAGUGGCAUUUGAUUUCGCAGCAUUGGAGUAAGCUUCGGGACCUGGUAGCCUUGGAUGUUUCUAGAACAGAUAUUACCCCUACCAUCAUUUCAAGAUUCUUCUCAUCCUCUAUCAGUUUGAAGGUCUUGUGCGCGUUGAAUUGUCCGUUACUGGAUACGGACCCCACAUAUCUCUCCAACAAGAAUCAUAAAGGCAAAGUUCUGCUUGCUUUCACCACCGACAUUCUGAAAGGAGUGUCUGCCCUAUUCGCCGAUACACCAAUGACUAGUAAAACGAAUUGCUUCCUCGACUGGAGAAAUACUAAAGUAAAAGAUGGGAGGACCGACGAGGUUUUGAAUUGGCUCGAAUGGGAUCAUUUCGAAUCGCUUCUACGUGUUCCGAGAGCAACGCCCGGUUUGGACAGUUUCUGGCUCAACCAAGGUACGAGUUUGCUGCUUACGUUCAUGCAGAGCCCACAAGAGGAAGUUCAAGAAAGGGCAGCUACUGCACUCGCAACUUUCGUUGUUAUAGACGACGAAAAUGCAUGUAUCGAUACUGGUAGGGCUGAAGCGGUUAUGCGUGAUGGGGGCAUACGCCUUCUCUUAGACAUUGCUCGAUCUUGGAGAGAUGGGCUUCAAUCAGAGGCUGCAAAGGCCAUAGCAAACUUGUCGGUGAAUGCUAAUGUUGCGAAAGCGGUGGCUGAUGAAGGAGGCAUUAACGUUCUUGUAAAUCUUGUUAGUUCGGUUAAUAGAAUGGUCGCUGAAGAAGCUGCUGGAGGAUUGUGGAACCUCUCAGUUGGCGAUGAUCACAAGGGUACGAUUGCUGAAGCCGGUGCGGUGAAAGCUUUAGUUGACAUUAUCUAUAAAUGGUCAAGGUCUGGUGGUGGUGAUGGAGUGUUGGAACGUGCAGCUGGUGCAUUAGCGAAUUUGGCAGCGGACGAUGGAUGCAGCAGAGAAGUUGCUUCUGCUGGUGGUGUACAGGCCUUAGUAAUGCUAGCUCGAACUUAUAAAGUCGAAGGAGUGCAAGAGCAGGCGGCUCGUGCAUUGGCAAAUUUGGCUGCUCAUGGAGAUAGUAAUACUAACAAUGCUGCUGUAGGACAAGAGGCAGGUGCUCUUGAAGCUCUUUUACAGCUUACUCGUUCCACUCAUGAUGGUGUUAGGCAAGAAGCAGCUGGUGCAUUAUGGAAUUUGUCCUUUGACGACAGAAAUCGAGAAGCUAUUGCAGCGGCUGGUGGAGUUGAGGCAUUGGUUUCUCUGGCACAGUCUUGCUCAGGUUCCUCUCAUGGUCUUCAAGAGAGGGCUGCCGGUGCUCUGUGGGGCUUGUCUGUUUCGGAAACAAAUAGCAUUGCUAUUGGGCAAGAAGGAGGGGUGGCACCGCUAAUUGCAUUGGCACGAUCUGAUGCUGAGGAUGUACACGAGACUGCUGCAGGAGCACUUUGGAAUCUUGCAUUCAACCCGGGAAAUGCUCUUCGCAUUGUAGAGGAAGGCGGUGUUCCUGAUUUAGUUCAUCUCUGUUCUUCGUCUGUAUCUAAAAUGGCUCGAUUCAUGUCUGCGUUGGCACUCGCAUACAUGUUUGAUGGAAGAUUGGAUGAAAUUGCUGUGGUGGGAACGUCUACGGAGAGCGGUUCGAAGAGCGUGAACUUGGAUGGAUUUAGAAGAAUGGCUAUGAAACACAUUGAAGCUUUUUUGUUGACUUUUUCCGAUCCUCAGGCAUUUGCUGCUGCUGCAGCAUCAUCAGCCCCUACUGCACUCACACAAAUUACGGAAGCUGCUCGUAUUCAAGAAGCUGGCCAUCUUAGAUGCAGUGGAGCCGAGAUUGGAAGAUUUGUUCUUAUGCUAAGAAAUCCUUCUCCGAUACUCAAGGGCUGUGCUGCAUUUGCUCUGCUUCAGGUACUCUCUCUCUCUCUCUCUCUCUCUCGUGACUAA
This is a messenger RNA of Erythranthe guttata (spotted monkey flower), 3178 nucleotides long. The record is from RefSeq and is a predicted model, not a curated record. NCBI's taxonomy places the organism in Eukaryota, Viridiplantae, Streptophyta, Magnoliopsida, Lamiales, Phrymaceae.